This is a messenger RNA of Lampris incognitus (smalleye Pacific opah), 3551 nucleotides long. It is a transcript of the gene hnrnpul1, whose product is annotated as heterogeneous nuclear ribonucleoprotein U-like 1. Bases 280 to 2853 code for a protein of 857 amino acids. The transcript has 16 exons. Gene Ontology annotation, molecular function: protein binding. The record is from RefSeq and is a predicted model, not a curated record. NCBI's taxonomy places the organism in Eukaryota, Metazoa, Chordata, Actinopteri, Lampriformes, Lampridae.
AUUUCUCUCCGCGCACUUUUACCCGGGGCGCACACGCACUUUGUCGGGCCAAGUGCGUUGCGCGCCACGUCGCAAUUCGCGUUGAGCCCCGUCGCGUAUCGGGGCGCCGGUGCGCGCGUUCGGCGUCGGCGCGCUCGGCGGCUAAACGCGCGGCUGACGCGCUAGCGGCGCUAGCUACGUAACUCGCGGCAGUACGUUUACCGACGCAGCUGGCCGAGGUUUUAAACUUAUAAACCGUCGCCGGCCGGUGAAUAAAUAAUCGGCCCAGAUCUGCCAAACAUGAGUGUUGACGUAAAGAAACUGAAAGUCAAUGAGUUGAAAGAGGAGCUUCAGCGCCGCGGCCUGGACACCAGAGGCCUGAAGGCGGACCUGGUGGAGAGGCUGAGAGCUGCGCUGGAUGCAGAGGCUGAUGCUGGGGGAGACGAGGGUGGACCGGCGGAACACGAGGAAGAGGACUACUCCAACGACUUUCCAGGCGAAGAAGACGCUGGAGAGGACGCUCAAGACCCCCAAGAAGCAGAUGAUGAAUUUGGUGAAGGAGACGUCCCACAGGACCAAGAAGAUGAAGAGGACAGAGAUUCAGGUGGAUACUUUGAAGCAGAAGAGGCGACAGGCGGGCCUUUUGAGUGUGACACUGAGCCGCCUCUUCACGCAGACCACAAGAUGCCAGACUUCACUGAAGAUGUUGACGUGAACAAGACUGAGGUGGCGCCUGAGCGUGAGGCCAAACCUAAUCUAAAAUCAGAGGAGAAGUCUGAGAAAAAAAUAGAGAUAAAAAUUGAAGUGAAAACUGAGGAGACUGAUGCUACUGAGGGCCAGCAGCAGGAUGAGGAGCAGGAGGAUAGACCAGCCAAUGCAUGGGAGAGUGCAGAGGGCCAGCAGAUGGAACAAGUCAAGGUGGAAACUGAAAGAUCUGGAUCACAUGGACGCAAGAGACCCUAUGACGAGGGCCGAGGUUAUGGUUACUAUGAACACCGUGAGGACAAGAGGUCCCGCACACCACAGCCCCCUGCUGAAGAUGAAGAAGAAAACAUUGAUGAUACUCUUAUAACAAUUGAUACAUACAACUGUGAUCUGCACUUCAAAGUGUCUCGGGAUCGCUACAGCGGGUACCCCCUGACCAUACAGGGCUUUGCUUAUUUGUGGUCUGGAGCACGGGCAACACAUGGAGUCUCCAGUGGACGUGUCUGUUAUGAGAUAAAGAUCAAUGAGGAUAUCCCUGUCAAGCAUCUGCCCAGCAGUGAGCCAGACCCCCAUGUGGUCAGAAUUGGAUGGUCCCUGAACACCUGCAGCACACAGCUUGGUGAGGAGCCUUUCUCCUAUGGGUAUGGAGGAACGGGAAAGAAGUCAUGUGACUGCAAGUUUGCUGAUUACGGAGAGAAGUUUGGUGAAAAUGACGUCAUUGGCUGCUACAUCGACUUUGACAGCGGCAAUGAGGUGGAGAUGGCUUUCUCCAAGAAUGGAGUCUGGUUGGAUGUUGGUUUCCGUGUUUCCCGGGAGGCCCUGGCGGGCCGUGCUCUGUUCCCUCACGUCUUGGUGAAGAAUUGUGCAGUUGAGUUCAACUUUGGCCAGAAGGAGGAGCCUUACUUCCCAACACCAAAUGGCUACACCUUCAUUCAUGAAGUCAGGUUGGAGGACAAGACCAGAGGGACUGUGGGACCCACCAGCAAAUCUGAGUGUGAGAUCUUGAUGAUGGUUGGCCUGCCGGCUUGUGGGAAGACCACCUGGGCCGCAAAGCAUGCUGAGACAAACCCUGAUAAGAAGUACAACAUCUUGGGCACCAACGCAAUCAUGGACAAGAUGAAGGUGAUGGGUCUCCGCCGGCAGAGGAACUAUGCUGGGCGCUGGGACGUUCUGAUCCAGCAGGCCACCCAGUGUCUGAACCGGCUGAUCGAGAUCGCCGCCCGCAAGAGACGCAACUACAUCCUGGACCAGACAAAUGUAUAUGGAUCAGCCCAGAGACGAAAAAUGCGUCCUUUUGAAGGUUUUCAACGCAAGGCUAUUGUAAUUUGUCCCACGGACGAGGAUUUAAAAGAACGAACAUUAAAGCAAACUGAUCAGCAGGGGAAGGAUGUGCCCGAUCAUGCUGUUUUAGAAAUGAAAGCCAACUUCACUCUGCCCGUGGCUGGCGACUUCCUCGAUGGGGUGACGUUCAUAGAGUUGGACCGUGACGAGGCCGACAAGUUGGUGAAGCAGUACAAUGAGGAGGGCCGCAAGGCCGGCCCGCCCCCUGACAAGCGCUUUGACAACAGGAUGGGCAGCUUCCGCGGUCGUGGAAGCGUUGGAGGAUACCAGCGCUAUGACAGUCGCGAGGGGUCACGCGGCAGCUACCAGAGCCGCGGUGGCAACGGAGGCAAUGGAUACAGGGGAGGCUACAAUCGUGGCAGUUACAACCAGAACCGCUGGGGCAGCAGUUACCGCGACGGAGGCUCCAAUGGACGGGGUGGCUACAACCGCAACCAACAAUCUGGAGGAAGCUACAACCGCCCGGUCCCUUACAACAAAGGAGGAUACAGUCAGGGCUACAACCAGAACUACAACCAAGGGUAUAGCCAGAGUAACUACAACCAGGGUUACUACGGCAGCUACAGUCAGUACCCAAGCUACGGACAGAGCUACAGCCAGACGCCUGCCACCGGACAGACGUAUAGCCAGCACCAACAACAACAACCACCACCGCAGCAGCAGCCGCAGCAGCCACAGCAGCCGCAACAGAACUACAACCAGCAGUACCAGCAGUACGCUCAGCAGUGGCAGCAGUACUACCAGAACCAGAGCCAGUGGAACCAGUAUUACAGCCAGUACGGCAACUACUCUGGGCAGGGCGGCCAAGGCUCCUCGGGCUCCCAGUAACUUGGUUCUGCUUGCAGACCUCCGCUCGUCCCGCGCCCCAACAAGGCUGACCCCCGUGAUUUAAUUUGUACAGUCACAGAUUUACUCACCUACCUUAAUUGUUUGUCUGGUUUAUACAUUUUAAGGGAGACGUCGGUCGAAAGAGCAGCCCCCACAUGUUCUUUUAUACAUAUUAAGAAUAAAAGAAUAAUUCAAGAUUUUUUUUAAUUAUUAUUAUUUUGUCUGGGAUGCGCAAGAGGGUCAAACAUUGAUUGGGUAAAACAAAUAUGACAUUGUCAGUCAUUGAAUUUGCUUGUUUGGUAAGCUUAGCUGAGAACAAACUGCAUGCUUUUUCCGCUCAGACCCUUUACCCAUAUUCUACCCUUUAUUUUUAGUUACCCCUUUUGUUUUUGUUUUUUUUUCUUCUUUUUUUUUUAGUUUACCCCAAAUGGAAUUUGACAUUAAAGGUUUUUUUAAUAGACAAUGAUAAUUGUAGUAUUGAAUCUUCCGGCGAUUUUGAUUAGGCAGAAUAUUUUGCCACUCGUGUUGACUAAUUGUGUAAACCUUUUUUUUAAGUCUUUGUGAUUUGUUUUUUGUGAGUCCUGUAGCUCAUUUCCAUUAAGUCUGAUCUUUUUGUUAUGAUAAUUACAUUCUAACUAAGAUCCAGUUAUCCAAGCUGUCUUUGUGUCUUUAUACAAUAAAUCCAGUUGUAUACUCCU